UCACGGCUAGGAUCUGAACUUGUUUUGAUAUUCGAUUUCGAUCAUUAAGUGAUUGUAAAUAUUAUAUUUUCUGUUUCUUGAUGUCGUUUUUAUAUUCAGACUCUAGCGAGAAUACGCCAGAAGAGCGAAGCGGGCAUAUUGCUGUUUAUUAUAAUGGACAUAUUUUAGUCUGGGGUGGUUAUCAUGACAUCGAAUGGUAUCAUGAUGAGGAUGAUAUUGUCAUGGUGGACCGAUAUCUUUCAAAUUAUCAGUUAUGGCUUUAUAAUCUAGAGACAAAGUCAUGGUGUGAAAAGUAUGGGGACCUAGAGGAUCUUAUUCCUCCCCCUUUGUCUGGGAGCUGUGCUAUUUGCAUUGGUAACAAGAUGUAUCUGUUUGGUGGACACACUCCAUCAUCUGGAACAAGUGCUGAGAUUUUUGUAUUGGACUUGAAAAGUUACAUCUGGCAAAGAAUUACAGAUGACUUGGAAGGAGAGAUUCAGCCAUCGCCACGAGACAAGUUUGGCUGCUGGCAACACAAUGAUUGUAUCGUGUACUUUGGUGGUUAUGGUGUGCCUCCUUCUCUGGCAUCAAGACCUCCGAACAAGGCUGGUGAAUUUAUCAUGAAUACUGUUGAUAGGUUACCUGAUAGACGAGGCUGGAAUAAUUAUGUGUUUAUGUUGGACACAGAACAAAUGAAAUGGAUCAUCCCAGAAAUAAAGGGUGACCCACCUUCUCCCAGGGCAGCUUUUGCCACAGCAAAGAUUGCUAGCAGAGCUUACUUGUUUGGAGGGCGCUUUAUGGACACACGACUGAAUGAUCUUCACUACCUUGACCUGGACAAAUGGCAAUGGAGUGGAAGUCUCACAACUGCUGGUUGUGUGCCGGAGGGUAGGACUUGGCAUUCCCUUACUGCUGUCAGCGAUAAGCACUUGUUCCUCUAUGGUGGCCUUAAUAACAACAGUGAUGCUUUAGGUGAUGCCUAUAUUUUAGACACAGAAUCUCUUGUGUGGUCACAGAUUCCAACUGAUGCAAGUCUUCCCAGCUCCAAGACUGUUCGCAUGUGGCACACCGCGUGUAACACUUCUACCCCAGGGGAGGUUGUCAUCUUUGGGGGUUCUUCAAAGUCCAUACUGAAGUAUGAAAAUCCGUGCCAUUCAAAGGAGGUUAUCAUUUUUCGGUUCUCGGCUCUCCCACUUUCAAGACUGGCGGGAGACGCAGUACUAAAGUAUUGCAGACAGAUGAAGUCUAUACUUAAAAACCUUCAAUCACUUCCCAAACACGUCCUCAGGAGUAUUCUUUCUCCUGCUAAGCUAGCGGAGCUUGGCCUUACCUGAGGGGAGAGAGACGGGAUUAUACAAUAUACUGCUGCCUGCCAAGCUAUUGGUGCUUGGCCUAGCCUGAGGGGGAGAGAGACGAGAUUAUACACGAUUCUGCUGCCUGUCAAGCUAGCGGUGCUUGGCCUAGCCUGAGUGGGGGGAGAGACGGGAUUAUACACGAUUCUGCUGCCUGCCAAGCUAGCGGAGCUUGGCCUAGCCUGAGGGGGAGAGAGACAAGAUUAUACAAGAUUCUGCUGCCUGUCAAGGUAGCGGAGCUUUGCCUAGCAUGAGGGGGAGAGAGACGGGAUUAUACAAGAUUCUAUGCUGCCUGUCAAGCUAGCGGUGCUUGGCCUAGCCUGAGGGGGAGAGAGACGGGAUUAUACAAGAUUCUGCUGCCUGCUAAGCUAGCGGAGCUUGGCCUAGCCUGAGGGGGAGAGAGACGGGAUUAUACAAGAUUCUGCUGCCUGCUAAGCUAGCGGAGCUUGGCCUAGCCUGAGGGGGGGGGAGAGACGGGAUUAUACAAGAUUCUGCUGCCUGCUAAGCUAGCGGAGCUUGGCCUAGCCUGAGGGGGGGAGAGACGGGAUUAUACAAGAUUCUGCUGCCUGCUAAGCUAGCGGAGCUUGGCCUAGCCUGAGGGGGGAGAGACGGGAUUAUACAAGAUUCUGCUGCCUGUCAAGCUAGCGGUGCUUGGCCUAGCCUGAGGGAGAGAGACGGGAUUAUACAAGAUUCUGCUUCCUGUCAAGCUAGCUGAGCUUGACCUAGCCUGAGGGGGAGAGAAACGGGAUUAUACAAGAUUCUGCUUCCUGUCAAGCUAGCGGUGCUUGGUCUGGCCUGAGGGGGAGAGAGACGGCAUUAUACAAGAUUCUAUGCUGCCUGCCAAGCUAGCGGUGCUUGGCCUAGCCUGAGGGGGGGGGGGGGGGGAGAGACGGGAUUAUACAAGAUUCUGCUGCCUGCUAAGCUAGCGGUGCUUGGUCUAGCCUGAGGGGGAGAGAGACAGGAUUAUACAAGAUUCUGCUGCUUGUCAAGUUAGCGGAGCUUGGCCUAGCCUGAGGGGGGGAGAGACGGGAUUAUACAAGAUUCUGCUGCCUGCUAAGCUAGCGGAGCUUUGCCUAGCCUGAGGGGGAGAGAGACGGGAUUAUACAAGAUUCUGCUGCCUGUCAAGCUAGCGGUGCUUGGCCUAGCCUGAGGGGGGGAGAGUCGGGAUUAUACAAGAUUCUGCUGCCUGUCAAGCUAGCGGUGCUUGGUCUAGCCUGAGGGGGAGAGAGACAGGAUUAUACAAGAUUCUAUGCUGCCUGCCAAGCUAGCGGUGCUUGGCCUAGCCUGAGGGGGGGAGAGACGGGAUUAUACAAGAUUCUAUGCUGCCUGCCAAGCUAGCGUUGCUUGGCCUAGCCUGAGGGGGAGAGAGACAGGAUUAUACAAGAUUCUAUGCUGCCUGCCAAGCUAGCGGUGCUUGUCCUAGCCUGAGGGGGGCGGAGAGACGGGAUUAUACAAGAUUCUAUGCUGCCUGCCAAGCUAGCGGUGCUUGGCCUAGCCUGAGGGGGGGAGAGACGGGAUUAUACAAGAUUCUGCUGCCUGCCAAGCUAGCGGUGCUUGGCCUAGCCUGAGGGGGGGGGGGGGGGAGAGACGGGAUUAUACAAGAUUCUAUGCUGCCUGCCAAGCUAGCGGUGCUUGGCCUAGCCUGAGGGGGGGGAGAGACGGGAUUAUACAAGAUUCUAUGCUGCCUGCCAAGCUAGCGGUGCUUGGCCUAGCCUGAGGGGGGGAGAGACGGGAUUAUACAAGAUUCUGCUGCCUGUCAAACUAGCGGUGCUUGGCCUAGCCUGAGAGAUCCGGAUUCAAGAGAGAGAUUUCAAGAUUCUGCUGGCUACCAAACUCUCUUUGCUUUGCAUUGUGUAAAGAAGAAGCAAGCGUUGGUACCAUAGUAUUUUUAAUAGCAUCCCGAAUCCCGCGACUUUUACAAUAAACAAUCCCCAGCCGUUGUAACAUAGCCGAUUAGUACCUUUAGCUUCAAAGGCCAACGCGCAAACAAUAAUUAAAUAUAAAACAAAGUAAUAUUUUAAA
Molecule: messenger RNA, 3353 nt
Organism: Nematostella vectensis (starlet sea anemone)
Lineage: Eukaryota; Metazoa; Cnidaria; Anthozoa; Actiniaria; Edwardsiidae
Product: kelch domain-containing protein 2
Exons: 13
Coding region: 81-1313 (410 amino acids)
Molecular function (GO): protein binding
Source: RefSeq, a predicted model, not a curated record